Stegastes partitus (bicolor damselfish) is the source of this 3819-nucleotide messenger RNA. Its product is annotated as actin-binding LIM protein 3-like. The transcript is spliced from 23 exons. The record is from RefSeq and is a predicted model, not a curated record. Gene Ontology annotation, cellular component: stress fiber; actin cytoskeleton. Gene Ontology annotation, biological process: cilium assembly; cytoskeleton organization; lamellipodium assembly. The coding region runs from base 216 to 2315 and encodes 699 amino acids. Gene Ontology annotation, molecular function: actin filament binding. Lineage: Eukaryota; Metazoa; Chordata; Actinopteri; Pomacentridae.
CCGCCUGACAGUAAUCCGCUCGCCGGGAGGAGCAGGGAAAGCCCUUCCCUGACUGAGCCGGAGUGAGGGAGGGAGAGUUUUAAGUAGGACAGGGACCGAGAGAGUUGAAAAGAGCGCUUUGUCAUAUUUUGGAGCUUUUGUCCUGCUGCUAGAGGCUUAAAUGAACUGACUGAUACGGACUCUGAGGGCGACUCUGCUGGAAUUCACUUGGCACCAUGAGCGGACCAACAAAUGCAGUUCAGUACCAGUCGGGCCUUUACGGAGGAAACAACAACAGCAGCUCUCCUCUCUCCAGCCGUGGAAACUCGCCCAUUGUUUGCGAGCGCUGUGGGGAGGUUUGUCGUGGGGAGGUGGUGCGAGUCAAGAACACACACUUCCAUGUUCACUGCUUCACUUGUCAAGUGUGCAGCUGUGACUUGGUGCACUCGGGUUUCUUCCAUCACUCUGGCGAAUACAUCUGCACGGAGGACUACCAGCGGCUCUAUGGCACCCAGUGUGACAGCUGUGACCAGUACAUCACUGGGGAGGUUGUAUCUGCUCUGGGGAGGACGUACCACCCGCACUGCUUCGUCUGCAGCGUCUGCAAGAGUCCGUUCCCAAUUGGAGACAGGGUGACCUUCUGCGGGAAAAAGUGUGUGUGUCAGCAGUGCUCACACUCUCUGAACAGCGACAAGCCCGUCAAGGUCCACGGGCCGAGCUACUGUGCAGGCUGUGGAGAGGAGAUCAAACAGGGUCAGUCUCUGCUGGCUCUGGAGAGGCAGUGGCACGUCAGUUGUUUUAAAUGCCGGACGUGCGGCUGUACGCUCACUGGAGAGUACAUCAGCAAAGACGGGAUUCCUUACUGUGAGACUGACUACCACACUCAGUUCGGGAUCAGGUGUGAGAGCUGUAACAGGUACAUCAGCGGCAGAGUUCUGGAGGCUGGAGGGAAGCACUACCACCCCAGCUGUGCCAGGUGUGCCCGCUGUCACAUGAUGUUCCUGGAAGGGGAGGAAAUGUACCUCACAGGUUCAGAGGUUUGGCACCCCAUGUGUAAAGAAGCAGCUCGGCUGGAGAGAAAACUGAGGCUGAGACGAACCUCUGAGACGGCGUCCAUUUCUCCUCCAGGCUCGUCUCCUCUCCUCGGCUCUCCCCACCGGCUCAUCUGCUCCAAGGCUGACAGUGAUUCUUUGGACUAUAAGCACCUGGCGGCUCUGCCCAGGGUCAAAGCCAUAUACGACAUCCAGCGGCCCGACAUCAUCCCGUAUCAGGCAGAUCACGCACACACACACCUCUCUGAUGACACUUUGGAAAGAUACAGCUGUGGACAGUCACUGGGCUCCUUAUCACCAUACUCUCAUGAUCUUUUGGAUGGCAUGGAUUUGAGAACGAGGCGUUCCUCCAGCUCUGCCUUCACUGACUCCCCUGCACACAGUCGCCACGGAGGCUCCCCACUGCAUUAUUAUCUCCCUGGCAGUGAGAGUGGCAGGAGUUCACCCUAUUACAGUCAGCCAGAGCCCAGGUGUGCUACGCCCACCACCACCACCUUCCAAGCCCCCAAGCAUUUCCAUGUGCCAGCUUCUGAGGAAACCAACAUCUACAGGAAACCCCCCAUCUAUAAGAGACAAGACAUAUCUGCCUCCCCGACAGCCAAUAAGACUAAGACCAAUGAGAACCUCCUCAAUUCCAGUCGCCUUUCCACCUCAAACUGCAACAACAUUUAUCACCCUGAAUCCAACUACUAUCCAUAUACUGGAUCUCCGAAAGUCUCCAGGGUGAGGAGAUUUUCGUCUGGAGGAGAGGAGGAUGGAUGGAAUCACAACAUAAACAGGGGAAUUGGCAGGAUGAUCCUGAAGGAGGAGAUGAAGGCACGAUCAGGUUGUCACGACAAUGACCAGUGGGGAAGCAGACGCAGUUCUCGCUGUAGCAGCAAGGAGACGCUGAACAAUCUGGGCUACGGCUCCCUUAAUGGAUCUCCCAGGUCUAUCUACAGCGCAGACAGCGACUCGUACAUUGCCAAAUCGGCCUCGUUGCCAGGCUACGGGAGGAAUGGACUGAACAGGCAGCCCGGGAGCGCAGCCGCAGAUUACUACCAGUACGACAGCAGUAACGCAGUUAAUUGGCAGAUCAGAGAAUACAAGAUCUACCCAUAUGAAGCCCUGGUGGUGUCAGUCAGAGGGCAGCAGCGUCUCCCCAGUGACGUGGAUCGAGCCAGACUUGAGCGCCACCUCUCACCAGAAGAGUUUUACAGAGUCUUUGGCAUGUCCAUGUCCUCCUUUGACCGUCUUGCUCAGUGGAAGAAGAAUGAACUGAAGAAACAAGUCCGACUCUUCUGAGAAAUCAACAGAUCCGUCUGAUCAAGUGCAGCUUCCACAAGGGUUUACUGACCUCAGCUCAUGUCUGCGUCUCGGUGGAGGGCUGAGAACUGGACAAAAUAAAUGUUUUUCUUCCCUUGAGGUGGUAGAAGGAAAAGAACUGUUGGCUGCCUCUUCUUGGCGCGCUGUGGGACUACUUAAGCAAUACGGAUGGAGUCAGCCAAUUGGGCCAAACUGGGGGGAAAACUGCAUGAGUGGAAGAAGAAUGUGGAGGGAGAGCACAGAGCUGCACGGAGGACAACAACUCCCUACCAGCAGAUGGCAGCGUGUUAACAUGAGCAAUAUGGUUGCUGCUAUGCUGAGAUGCUUUGUACCAAACUGAAUCUGCCAUGCUUAGUGAGGGAGAUGGUUUGUGAAGGACAUCUGGUUGGAAGACAACAGAAAGGAGCCAGUCAGACAGACACUGCCCUCAGCAACUUAUAAACUGACAGGACCAGUGAAGAAGCACUGUGUGAUCCUCAACAUUAGGGUUACUGAACACGAUAUAAUGUGCAAACACUGAAAACCAAAUGUUUUCUCCUGCUUUUUUUUUUUUUUUCAAACUGUGUGUUUACUUUUGAUGUCAGUUUUUCUGAAGCCAUAUCAGUGUUUAGACUUCUUUUUUAUGACAUGAGCAGACUGUACAGUUCACUGAUGUUUGUUUUGAAAUAUGAUGUGAUGUGAAUGAACUGUGUCGCGGCUCAGAGCUCAGAGCAGUUAAGUUUAGAAACAGGGGCUUAGUACUGCACACUUGACAAUAAGAUGAUUGUGCUCCACUUAUUUUAUUUGAAGAAAUCAAAGUUUUGGUCUAUUCAGACUUGCAGCUGCACUCGAGAAACAUCAUAGAAUUUCAGUGGCUGGAUAACAAUUAAACCACCAGACUGAAUCGUGUUUGCGCAGUUUAAUGUGUGUGUGUGUGUAAUUACAGCAAGUGACUAAUAGGAGGAUAUUCAGUAGGGAUCUGAAGAAAGGAAGGGAUUAUGAAGGAAAUUAAGGAAACGGAAUGGGGUGGAAUGUGCAAAAGGGAUAAACAGAGAUACAAGGGGAAAGAGAAAGAAAGAGUUAACAGGUAUCAUAGAAGGAAAUUGGAAAAAAAAAAGAUUUGUGUUUGUGAUAAACAGGUGGAAAUAUCGCCUGAGCAGAAAUAGAUUUAAUAGAAAGAAGGUGAAAAGAACGAGAUGAGUCAGUCCAUGUGCAGGAGUGUUGUAACUGAGUGUAAAAGGUGGAAUAAUGUGCUGUUUUUACAGGGACUGAAACCGUGCGGAGUGUGUUUGUGAGUAUAGUAUGUAUGUGUGUGUGUGUGUGUGUGUGUGUAGGUGUGUGUGUGUGUGUGUGUUUACAGUUUGCAACAAUAAAUCACAUUUACCACGCUGAGUGUUUACGGAACUACAAACUAACUUAUGUUUUGAUUUAUUGGAAUUCCCAUUUGUCAUUUUACGGCCCCGUGUCUGUCACUCCAGCUUCUGAAUAAAUGAUUGAAUGAUUU